AUGGGCAGAUUCUAUCGUGGUUUCGUGCCCCUUAAGGGCCUUGUCCUGCAAUCAUGUAUUACUGUCUGUUCCGCCAUGACUUUCUUGAUGUUUGGUUAUGAUCAAGGAGUUUUCGGCGGCUUGAUCGCUAUCCCUACAGUCCUGGCCGACCUGAAGAUCCCCGACAAGGACGCCAAUCUCCAAGGCACGGUUGUGGCUAUCUUCGACAUCGGCUGCCUCGUCGGCUGUGCGAUCUGCGCCUUGUUCGGCGAAACAAUGGGCCGACGAAUCUUCAUCAUCAUCGGAGCACUCUUCAUCAUCACCGGCGCUGGACUGCAAGCUGGAGCGCCGGAUUGGCGAAUGAUGGUUGGAGGCAGAGUCGUUGCAGGCAUCGGUGUGGGUAUGGAGACAUCCUUCAUUCCAAUCUGGGUCUCCGAAUGUGCUCGAGCUGCCUAUCGAGGAGCAUUGGUUGCAGUUCAAAUGAGUAUCGUCCUCAUGGGACUUGUUGUCUCCUACUGGUUCGACUACGGCACGGUCAAGAACCUCACAGGAGGAAUCGUGUGGCGACUUCCUCUUGCGUUUCAGGCUGUCUUCGUCUGUAUCACAUUGUUUACGAUAUGGGCUCUGCCGGAAUCACCCCGUUGGCUUUACAAGAAGGGCUUUCAUGCAGACGCUGACGAUGUCAUUGCACGCAUAUACAACGUCCCUAUCGAUGACAUAUACGUCAAGAGACACCGCGAAGAAGUCUUACAGGCCCUAGAAGCAGAAAAGGAAGUCACAUUUCGACUCAAAGACAUCUUUUUCGACUCAUCCAAGGUCAACACUUCUUGGAGGAUAUGGGUUUGUGUUAUCAUCCAAUUCCUCCAGCAGCUUGGAGGCAUCAACUUUAUCGCCUAUUAUGCGGCCUACCUCUUCAUCAACAAUCUUGGGAUGACCCAACAUACAGCAACCUUGACUGCUGGAGGCCUCAGUCUAGUCUUUUGGGGUGGUUCCUUGACGUCAAUCUAUACAGUCGAGAGGUUUGGCCGAAGACCAGUACUGCUAUGGGGUGCAGUUGCAUGUUCGACGUGCAUGAUUUGCUACACCAUUGGUCUGGCUGUUUUCAACCAAGCGAGUCUGACAAUGGCUGUGGUGUUCAUCUUCCUGUUCGACUUUUCCUUUGGAGCAUCAUGGUGCAUUGUACCUUGGAUGUAUUCUCCGGAGGUCACGCCGCUACAUGUCCGACAUGUCGGCACAGCUAUGGCGGUCGGCAUGGAGUGGCUGAUGACAUUCGUCGUUGUCAAAGUCGGCCCUAUCGGUAUCCAAAACGUGGGAUGGAAGUUUUAUAUCCUGUUCUGCGUCUUCAACGUCAUCCAAGUCAUCUUUGUGUACUUUGCGGUCAAGGAGACAAAGGGACUUACUUUGGAAGAGAUCGAUUACGUGUGGGCAAAACCUGAAUACAAGGCCGAGUUGGAGGCUCGACUUCACAGCGUUGAGCAUGAACACGUUCAAGUGGAGAAGACAGAUCCUUCUGUCCAUGUAGAGCGAGAGGGUCUGGAGUAG
This is a messenger RNA of Exophiala viscosa, 1521 nucleotides long. Its product is annotated as MFS transporter. Lineage: Eukaryota; Fungi; Ascomycota; Eurotiomycetes; Chaetothyriales; Herpotrichiellaceae. Gene Ontology annotation, cellular component: membrane. The transcript has a single exon. Bases 1 to 1521 code for a protein of 506 amino acids. The record is from RefSeq and is a predicted model, not a curated record. Gene Ontology annotation, biological process: carbohydrate transport; transmembrane transport. Gene Ontology annotation, molecular function: carbohydrate:proton symporter activity.